Condylostylus longicornis is the source of this 654-nucleotide messenger RNA. Its product is annotated as ubiquitin-conjugating enzyme E2 J2-like. The transcript has a single exon. The record is from RefSeq and is a predicted model, not a curated record. The coding region runs from base 1 to 654 and encodes 217 amino acids. NCBI's taxonomy places the organism in Eukaryota, Metazoa, Arthropoda, Insecta, Diptera, Dolichopodidae.
AUGAAUAAGAAACGAAUUUCAAAUUCACGUUUACAACAAGAAUAUUUGCGUUUAAAAAAAGAUCCCGUACCAUAUAUUUAUGCUGAACCAUUACCAUCGAAUAUAUUAGAAUGGCAUUAUGUUAUUAAAGGUCCAGAAGAUUCUCCAUAUUUUUGUGGAUAUUAUCAUGGGAAGUUAUUAUUUUCAAAUGAAUAUCCAUUCAAACCCCCCUCAAUUUAUAUGUUUACGCCAAAUGGAAGAUUUAAAACUAAUACAAAAUUAUGCCUUAGUAUAUCAGAUUUUCAUUCUGAUACGUGGAAUCCAUCAUGGUCUGUUGCAACCAUAUUAAUAGGAUUACUUAAUUUCAUGCUUGAUUCAAUUCCAACUUUAGGAUCAAUCACAUCAUCGCUAUAUGAAAAGAAAAUGUACGCCAAAAAUUCAUUAAAAUUCAACUUAAAAAAUUCAAAUUUUCGUGAAUUAUUUCCUAAUCUUGUUGAUGAAAUGAAAGAAUUAGUAUUAAAGGAACAACCAAUACAAAAUAAUUUUAAUAAUAAAAUCAAUUUUGAAUUCUGUAAUUAUUGUCAAUCUAUAUGUUCUAAUUUAAUUAUAAUAGUUGGUUCUAUAAUUUUUGCUCUAAUUGUAAAUUAUAUUUUAAAAAAUUUAAAUCGGGAAUAA